This is a messenger RNA of Lactuca virosa, 663 nucleotides long. NCBI's taxonomy places the organism in Eukaryota, Viridiplantae, Streptophyta, Magnoliopsida, Asterales, Asteraceae. The record is from the annotation of a GenBank genome assembly.
AUGUUCUUGGUGAUGGUGUUGAGUUUUGGAAAAUGGUUUUAUCAAACUCUAAGACCAACUCAAAUGGGCUUGUCACUUAACCUGGCUUGUGCUUUUUAUGAACCUAAGUUAGUUACUGAGUUUGUUGGUGAAUUUCUACAUAAGGAUAUAUCGAGACCACUAUCGGACCAAGAUCGUAUCAAGACAACAUUGAGAGGGGUAAGAGUGGAAGUUAGGAGACAUGAUUACAUGAGACAUUACAAGGUUGAUUCUUUAACAGUUCAACCAACUAGGAGACAUGAUUACAUGAGACAUUACAAGGUUCAUUUGUUAACAGUCCAACCAACUAAACAACUAACAUUUAUUGUUCAUGACACUAGAGCGACAAUAUCUCUUGUUGAGUAUUAUUGGGGGAAAUACAACAUUAAUCUUCGGUUUCCACACCUUCCAGCAAUCCAAGCUGGCACAAAUACUAAACCGAUCUAUCUACCAAUGGAGAAAAUGCGCCUAGGAGGUAGUUUGGAUUUCUGGGCUGUCAUCAACUUUUCACGUCACGGGGAAGUUGCGGUUAGGCCAAGAAUUACUAAGGCGUGUGCAUCAUUGGAGGAAGGGUAUUUGCCUCCUGUUACAUUUGUUGUAGUUCAAAAGAGGCAUCACAUGUUGGAAUCAACCCUAUUAACCUGA